Messenger RNA from Leptosomus discolor (cuckoo roller), 1242 nucleotides. The record is from RefSeq and is a predicted model, not a curated record. Lineage: Eukaryota; Metazoa; Chordata; Aves; Leptosomiformes; Leptosomidae.
AGCUGCCUCAGCCGGAAGCUCCUGGCCGCCAUCCGGCAGAUGCAGCAGCUGCUGAAGGGGCAGGAGACGCGCUUCGCUGAGGGCCUCCGCCUCAUGAAAAGCCGGCUGAGCACCCUGCAUGCCUCCCUGGCCAAAGCCGCCCCUGAGCUGCCAGCCGCCUCCUGCCCAGCCCCGCAAGCCCCUGCGGACGGGAAGAUGUUUGGCACCAAGUAUUUGGUGGAACAUGAGGUUCACUUCACCUGCGACCCAGGUUUCCAGCUCCUGGGCUCCAGCACACGGACGUGCCAGGCCAAUGGCAGCUGGACUGGACAGGAGCCCCGCUGUGCAGAGAUCAGCGAGUGCUCAAGCAGCCCCUGCCAAAAUGGUGGGACGUGCCUGGAGGGGCUGAACCAGUACAAGUGCCUCUGCCCUCAGCAGUGGACUGGAUACACCUGCCAGUACCAGGCACAGACGGCUCCCCCAGCCUGGAGCGUCACGGACGACCCAGCGUUCAGCCGCCAGCCCCGCUGUGCCCAGAUCGAUCGGACCCAGCACUGCAGCUGCGAGCCCGGUUUCCAUAUGAGCGGCACGGCUGCCAACGGCCUCUGCCAGGACCUCAACGAGUGCGAGGUGUACAAGCGGGAGGGGGGUCCCCGGCUCUGCGCCCACGUCUGCGUCAACCUCCCCGGCUCCUACCGCUGUGCCUGCCCCAGUGGAUAUGUCCUCCUGGGUGACGGCAAAAGCUGUGAAGACAUUGACGAGUGCGCCCUGUCCCAGGAUAACUGCACGAGGGGGACCACCUGCAUCAACACAGGGGGGGGCUUCCAGUGCGUCAGCCCCCAGUGCCCCCAGCCCACCGGCAACGUCACCUACAUCAAAACCUCACCCUUCCAGUGUGAGCGCAACCCCUGCCCAAUGGAGAGCCGGUCAUGCCACCAAGCACCCAAAACCAUCUCCUUCCACUACCUUCCCCUGCCUUCCAACCUGCUGACACCCACCCCACUCUUCCGCAUGGCCACAGCGGCAGCGCCUGGCCGGCCGGGACCCGACAGCCUGCGUUUUGGCAUCGUGGGGGGCAACAACCGUGGCCACUUCGUGAUGCAGCGCUCGGACCGGCAGACUGGGGAGCUCAUCCUGGUGCAGAGCCUCAAGGGUCCCCAGACCAUCCAGGUGGAUGUGGACAUGUCUGAGUACCUGGAUCGCGUCUUCCAGGCCAAGCAUGUGUCCAAAAUCACUGUCUUUGUCUCCGCCUAUGAGUUUUAG